AUGCGGAUAGCACUAUCAAUCGUAUCUCUGCAACUGUCGACCCUCUUUCUUUCAGCAGCAGCAAGUCCAGGCAGACAUAUUCCGAAGCAGAUCUCAAGCUCAGAGCGUCUAAGGCUCCUCGUACCACGAAGCCGUGACUCCGACCCCGCCGAUCGCAAUCCUUUCGGUCUCCCUUAUACCUACGAAGGCCACAGGCGGGUCUACCGAACGGACAUCCUGCGCGAGACAGGACAGCAGCCCAAGUGGCUUCAAGAGAAGGAGGCAUCAAAAAAGCGAAUGGAGGCUCUCAAGAUGAGGCAGGAAGAGCACCGGGCUGGACAUGUGAGCGGGUCCCCUUCUGGUCACCACGGCGUGGGAAGCAGCCAGUCUAAGAGACCUUACGUUUCAGCUCUCCGUGAAAAGGCAACAAGCUCGGCUAAGGGCGCGGUCAAGGCGGGCAAGGGUGUCAUUCGGUCAGCCAAGGGCGCACUGAGAAAAGGCUUCUGCUUCAUGAAGAAUUGCUAG
Messenger RNA from Microstroma glucosiphilum, 504 nucleotides. RefSeq lists its product as hypothetical. Lineage: Eukaryota; Fungi; Basidiomycota; Exobasidiomycetes; Microstromatales; Microstromataceae. The record is from RefSeq and is a predicted model, not a curated record. The transcript has a single exon. Bases 1 to 504 code for a protein of 167 amino acids.